Messenger RNA from Schistocerca serialis cubense, 3230 nucleotides. RefSeq names its product histone-lysine N-methyltransferase EHMT2-like. The record is from RefSeq and is a predicted model, not a curated record. The transcript has 9 exons. Gene Ontology annotation, molecular function: protein binding. The coding region runs from base 1 to 2022 and encodes 673 amino acids. Lineage: Eukaryota; Metazoa; Arthropoda; Insecta; Orthoptera; Acrididae.
AUGCUGUCGGGGCUAGGAGAGGUGUUGGCAGUUGUGCAACAGUGUGCAAAUCUGAUGAAAAUAUUUCGUGGGAAAAGUUCUGCACUCUUGGUCCGACAUCUUAGUCCUUGCGUCAUGUUCUGCGGAAGCAUUAGUUGGUUCAUCUGCAUUUUUGUGGCCGUAGUCAUAACUGUAAAUUGCAGUGACUCAGAUUCCAUUACAGGACCCGAUCUGGAAGUCAAUGUUUUACGCUUAAGAUCUGAAAACCCAGGACAGUCUGCAGUGGUGCCAGAAACAGAGGGUAAGGAGACCACAGGUGUGGGUCUGAGCGCCCUGCUGGACGCCGGGGAGGACGCCGUGGUGACCCUGGUGGCCGGCGACACGCGUCUCGCAGCGCACAGGGCCGUCCUGGCUUCCAGGAGCCCCGUGUUCCAAGCCAUGUUCCGGCAGGACCCGCUGGAGGCCAGCAGCGGUCAGGUCGCAGUCCAGGACGUGGAGGGCCCGGUGCUGCGCCAGCUGCUGGCCUACCUGUAUACACUCCAGGCCCCCCGGCUGCCCGGCAUGUCUGCACAGCUGCUGGCCGCAGCUGAUAAGUACGGCGUGUCGGCCCUGAAGGCGGAGUGCGAGCUGCAGCUGGCCGCACAGCUGUCCGUCGAGACAGCGGCGGCCACGGCUGCUCUCGCGGUCAGGCACUCCUCUGACAGCCUCAAGCAGGCGGCCAUUAAAUUCAUAAGGGCUCACUUGGUGCAGGUGAUUUUCACACGGGGCUGGGCUGACGCAGUGCGCUCCCAGCCUCAAGACAUGGCUGAUGUGUAUCGCCUGCUCUUGGAGACGCCAAUGGAAACCAGCGCGCCAGCUGUUGGAGACAGUGACAGCGGGGCCACCCCCACCACUGAGCCACACAGCGACCACGGCGGGACCCCUGCCACAGCCGCACCACCCACCACUCAACGCCCAGCCGCUCCACCUGAUGGCGACGCCCUCUCUCUCCUGCGAUAUGCUGACGCUCACCGAGAAGCCAACACUGGCACCCCACUGCAGACGCCGAGUAACACCACUGCACAACGUCAAAGACCGCCAGCAACUGCAGACGGCAGGACCACCCCCGCUACUGAGCUGCACAGCAACCGUGGCUGGACUUCGGUCACAGCUGCACCACCCACGACUCUGCACUCCACACUCUGGCCUGAUGGCAGCACCGCCUCUACUCUGCACACACCAGCCACUACAGACAGCUCAGUCGCCCCCACCACUAAGCUGGAGAGCAACCAUGGUGACCACAGCCGGACUUCCGCCUCAGCUACCACGCCCACAGCUGCCAGCCCGACUCCCUCAACCGAUAGCGCCGCCAUCACUCUGCUGAGGAGUAUUUCUGGAGAGGAGAAGGGCCGGAGGCUGAUACACGCAGCUAAGGAAGGGGCAGUGGAGGAGCUGCAGGCCCUGCUUAAGGCUGGAGCAGACGUGGAGGCGAUGGAUGGGAACAUGGAGACCGCCUUGCACUGGGCAGCGAAGCAGGGCCACGUGGAGGUAGCGAGGCGUCUGUUGGAGGCCGGGGCAGAAGUGGAAGCCAGGAACGAUAGGAAGAGCACGCCGCUGCAACUGGCUGCAGAGAGAGGCCACGCAGCUAUGGUGCAGUUACUCAUAGCGUCUAAUGCCGACGUCAAUGCCAAGAAUCAGUAUGAGAGUACAGCAAUGCACUAUGCGGCAGAGCACGGCCAUGCAGAAAUUGUGAAUACGUUGCUGGAGGCAAGGGGAGAAGUGGAUGCCAGGAAUGGGAAGCAGAGCACAGCUCUGCACAUUUCUGCAUGGAAAGGCCACACAGCUGUGGUGCGGCUGCUGUUGGCGUCUAAAGCCAACCCCAAUGCCGUGAAUAAAUUUGGGAUGACGCCGCUGCACUAUGCGGCCCAGCAGGGCCACAGUGAGGUGGCGACACUGCUGCUCGAGGCAGGGGCUAACAGGGAGGCCAGAGAUAAUGAUGGGAACACAUCACUAGACCUCGCAAGGCUGAAAAAACUCCAGAAGUUGAUAGAUAUGCUACGAUGAAGCUAGAAGUCCGUCAGAUAUGUCUAGACCAAAACCAGAUGAGUUUCAUCAAGUGAAUUUUGGUUCUUUUUAAAACAAAGAAUAUAAAAAGAUAAUCUGACAGUUGUUCCUUGUACACAAAUUAAUAUAGUGCUUACAUCUAAUCUACUAGCACUACAACAAAAACAAUAAUGAGAGAUACCUACUAACUAAUGUAAACACCAGGAAGCACGCUUCCUUUCGUGAAAAUUCGGAAAAAUCGAAACAUGCCCCAGCUACUGAUAAAGACCAGUUCUCUAUAUCUGAGUACUGAAAGAUACUUGAUAGGAACAUGUCUGGUGCAUUGAGAAACUACUGUGAAUUUGCAAGAAAUGUGUUCUCAAUUGCAAAUAUGGCGAGACUACAGCUGUGACCUCCAUUUCUCACCCCGUAUUCAUCUCCUGCAUUCACACAGUCACUGUGAUUGCUGCACAGAAGAAGACUCAUUAUUAUAGUUAUGACCUUUGACUAGACAUGAAAACAGUAUUUACAGUGCCAGUAUUUAAUGAUCUACUAUGCAGUGUUAUCUCAUUUAGCCUGUUCCAGGGCAACGAUAGUGUGGGCCACCAAAGAGGAUGCCAUAUUUUGAUUGCAUGGGGAUCUGAGACUAAGGGCUAGCCCUUUAUUUAGAAAACACAUUUGCUCGUGAUUAAAAAUGAUUCUAGUUUGGUUCUAAACCGUAUGGUAAAAGUUAAAAUUACAUUCAGGAGCUACUUGUGAAGCAGAGUCAAACCUGACACAUAAUCUCUCCAGCUUCCUGACAUUAGAACUAAUAAUAUUAUCCUUCAGACAAUCAACGAGAUACAUAAUAUGUGCAUAUGCAUCGCCGAAAAUAAAAUGGGUCAGUUCAUUAGAAAAUUUAAGGUGCAUUACAUAGGCUUUCCUAUUUAGGACACUUUUUAAAUAUAAAUGUCUAAUUUCUUUAAUUAUAGCAGUUUUCAUGAGCUGCUGAAUGUAACAUAGUGAGCUACCAGUAAUUCUAUGGAACAGUCUUCUGAUAGAAUUGGGGAUCACGUUAUAUGCUAGACACAGUUUAUUAAAAUUAAUGGUGGCUGAUGUCAGACAGAGUCUCUUGCGUUAAUUCAGAAAUCAGUAAUACGUUCCAAUUGACCUAUGUGGCAUUUUACUACAAACAAUCCUGCUGGAAGAACAUUCGCAACUAAGAAUUAUAUGUUGAAAAUACCACUUCA